AUGCCGGACAUUGUGAAUAUUGCAAAUGAAUGGAAUAAUUGCUGUAAAAUUGUAUGGCAACAAAAUGGAUGUAAAGGUGAAGAAAAUAGCAAAGUGGCAAAGGGUCAAUUAUGCAAUAAAGGGAAUAAUGAACAGGAAGAAGGCAAAUCAGAACGGUUGGAUAUCAGAAGAGAGCAAAGGAAUAGGAAUUAUGACGGAUCAAACAAAAAUAAAGAGAGAUUAGGAUUCGAAAAUAACGUAGAUACUGGAAAUGCAAUUAUUCAAAAUCAAAAAUUCAGAAACAAUAAGGAAUUGGAAAGAAUUGAAGCCUUCAAAAUCCCGGGAUUACUGAUAAGUAUUCAGAGAAAGGAUGCAUUAACACUGUCAUCCUUUCAAAUAUUAUCAGAUACUUUCCAACAGUAUUAUACUCAUUGCUGCAAUGUAUUUCAUAUAUGUCCGACGACAGAAACGUUGGAGCAAAGUGCUGCCGUAACAUACGCUAUCGUCAGAUUACUCUUUCAUAUUGGCUACAAUCCGGGAAGAGCAGCAGUUUCCGGACUCGAUGCAUUAAUGCUGCUAGCUGCCAAAGAUGCAUUGAAACUUGAAGAUGCGUGUUUUGCAUGGAAAACUAUCGCACCAUUAAUGAAAGAUAGAGAUAGUCCGAAGACUGCUCAACGAAUCAAUGCAAUCCUAUUGAAAUUUGACAUUAACUUUCAGAAAGAAAUUUCAAUAAUUAAUGUCGAUCGUUUAACAAUAUCAGAUACAGAAUCUCUUACAGCAGCAAUCCUCACUAAUGAUGAGCAAAAUCAGCUAUUUCUAGCUAGUCAAAUGGAAUCCUAUAUGAUAUUUGGUUCUUGGAAUGAUUGUCUAAUGAAACACAUUGAAAAUUUUGAUGAUUUUAUUAUUUUUCAGAAAGAUUUUAAAAUUCUCCUAGCUUUGAAGAAGGUUUUAAUCCGGAGGAAAAGUAUUUCUAACUUCCUUUUGAAAAGUCAAUUUUAUCAAUCAGAAAAAUCAUCGAAUCAAAAUUUUACGGAAAUUUUGAGCGUUCAAAUGAAUUUGAAAGAGAAAAAAUAUUUGUUCGCCCAUUUGGUACAUAAUUGUAACAUUUUAUCAGCUGCCACAUUACUUACUACUAUUUAUAGCGCAUUAUCAAAUCAAAGGAACAUUUUACAAGAUAUAACCUUCCUCUUCCCCGUUACUUUUGCAUCUGAAAGCAAAAGUAUCAAUUUUAAAGUUCAAAUUUCUUCCGAGAUAUGCACUGUUACAUAUUUGAAUUAUCAAUGCGUUACAUUCCGAUUAAGUGAACUUUGUCCAGGAAUGCAUUCUGGAUCCAGUAAUAAUCGGAAAUGCCAAUUUAUCUGUCAUGGCAUUAGCAGGUCUGAGCACAAUGCAAAAUCGGUUACAGAAGAAGAAUUUUAUACAGAGAUGGAGAAAUAUCAUUAUCAGUAUAAUGAAGAAUUUCGUUGUGUUCGAAAGUUAGUGAUAAAUGAGAAUAACGGUACAGUGCAGCUUGGGCCAAGCACACAUCUCGAUGCUCUGAUCGAUGGAGCUAUGCAAGCAAUCGUUUUUAUUUAUAUUCAGCAAUAUGGCACAAAGUUGAUAACUUUGGUACCAUUUCAUAUUUGGAAAAUUGAAAUUGUUAGGAUUACGGAGCAAACAAUUUUAGUGGGAAAAUAUGAGAAUGCUAAUAUACUGGCAUUUGUCAAAGCUGAAUUGAAAAACGGAAAACUUUUGGGUUCAUUUGAAUUUGCGACUAAUGAAAUCGCUGUUGCAGCGCAUGCUAUAAGUUUUUAUCCGAUAACAUCUGAUAAUAUAAUGAAAGUAGUGAAGAGAGAAAGAGCGCUAUCGUCUAAUUCUUUUGAGCCACGGAUUAAUUCUCGUGCCGAAACAUCAUUAAAGCCGGAAGUAGAAGAAUCGAUGAACAAAAAUGAAUUAUCACAAAUGACAUUAAAUCAAUUGAACCACACCCAAGACAAAAGAUUAAUAUGCAUUAAAUCGAUUGCGUGCCGUUUACCCAAAAUUGUUCAUGAUCCGGCCGAAUUUUGGGAUGCUCUUAAAACUGGUCAAAUAAUGGCAAGUAAAAUUCCAUGUUCGAGAAUCAGCGGAAGGGAUAAUUUAGCUGAAGGCCUAUAUGGCCAUUCUAUUAGGUGUGCUAAUUUUUUAGCAGAUGAUAUCAGUUAUUUUGAUGCAACAUUUUUUGGCAUUUCACGAAGUGAAGCUGAAAAGAUGGAUCCACAGCAACGAAUACUUCUGGAAUGUGUGUACGAAUGCAUGGAAAAUGCUGGAUUAACCUCAUUGAGAGAUGCCGGAUUUUUCGUCGGCUUCAUGUCAAACGAAUAUCCGGAUAUUGUGAAAAGUCAGGAUGCUAUAUCGAUGCUUGGUUCAAGUGCUAGUGUUGUUAGUGGACGAUUGAACUAUUUGUUUGGAAGUGCCGGACCAGCAAUUACGCUUGAUACAGCGUGUAGUUCAAGUUUAGUUGCAUUGCAAGCAGCAAUUCAUGCAUUGCUUGAUGGACACUGUUCCAUAGCUGUUGUUGCUGGGGUUAAUUUAAUUUUAACAGAACAAAGUAUCGGUCAACGAGCAAAUGGUAAUUUAUUAGCUGAUGAUGGUAUGUGUCGUAGUUUCGACGCACGAUCAAGCGGCUAUGGAAGAGCAGACGGAUGCGUAGCUCUUCUUUUAAGCAUCGCAGAUAAAGCAGUAGAAGGAAAUGAUUGUGCGGCGAGCAUCAUUUCAACAUGCAUUGGUCAUAAUGGACAAAGUAUGUCACUUACCUCACCCAAUGGUUGUGCCCAAGAAAAAUUACUUCGAGAUUGUUUAAGUAAAAUUCAAGGCAAUCAAUCCGUUAAUUAUUGGGAAACACAUGGUACAGGUACCAUAAUUGGUGACUCAAUCGAGCUGAAGGCAUUACAAGCUAAUUUGCAACACUGUUUAAUUAGUACUGCAAAGACGCAUUUUGGACAUUCAGAAGCUGCUGCUGGUGCUGCUGGAUUAGCUAAAAUUUUACUACAAUUUAAAUAUGAAUACAUUCCGGAACAUGGAUCCUAUGAAUUUUUGCAAAAUUUACGAGAUGGAACUUUAUAUUUACCUGUCAUUGGUGAAGAGUGGAUGGAAGAUGCAAUAGCUGGAACAAGUUCAUUUGGUAUUAGUGGGACAAAUGCUAUGACAAUAUUAAAAUCUGAAAAAGGAAUUUUCAAGCGAUCAAAAAAAAGGAUGACAACAGAAUGGCAAAUGUGUAUUUGCCCAAUAUCAGCGAAAAGUAAAGAAUCCUUGGAUAUGUUAACGAGAAGCUAUCAAACAGUGCUCAAAAAUACUUCUCAAAACAUGAAAGAUAUUUGUUCAGCAGCAGCACUUUAUCGGAAUCAUUUGCAAUGUCGUGCUGUCAUUUUGUUACGUAAAGGAAAGAUUAUGCAAAAAUGGAUAAAUUGUGAAAAAUCUGAAAAACAAGAAAUGAUAGGCUUGAAAUUGUAUACUAAUUCAUAUCCAUACAUAAUUCGCUGGUUUUAUUCGAAUUUUGCAAAAUUUAGGACGAAUUUCAAAAUUUAUUUACCACUGAUGAAGAAUUUUGUAACACAAAAAAUUUCAACAAAAUUUCAACGAACACAAAGUGCUAUUAUCCUGACAGGCUUUUUAAGUCUGAUUACAUUUUUACACGAUCUCGGUAUUAAAAUAAGAGCUAUUCAUGCUUGUGAUAAUCUAUCGCUAACUGCAGCUUUAUUAAUUACGGGUAAACUAAAGUUUAUUAAUGUCAACGAUACAGUGUAUUCAAAUAUACAAAUUUAUACGCAGAAAAUUUCAACAGCGAAUACAUAUACUGACAAUUAUAAAUGGUAUAAAUUAUAUACCAUAAAGGAUGAGAAAACUUUUGAAUAUGAAUUAAUGGAAAUGAUUGCAACAUCUUACCUGCAAGGAGAUUGCAUUAAUUGGACAUGCCUAUACACGCUACCCCUUUAUCCGACUACACUUCCGAACUAUCAGUUUAAACGUGAAUCGUACUGGAUUGCCGAGAAUUCAGCAACAAUCGAUCAUUGGCUGAUUGGCAGAUUAAUGAAAGAUGAAGAGAAUGAAUGCAUUUUUAUUAAUCAAAUUAGCAAAAUGACAAAUGGAGAAUUGAUGGCCAUUGAAUAUGAUGGACAAAUGCGCUUUUCUUUUGGUAUUUGUUGUGAAGCUAUCAUACAAGCACUUCAACUUACCUUCUUCAAGAAUAUUACUGACCAAUCACGAUCCUAUUUCUUCAGAGAUAUAACAAUGGUAAAAUAUCGUGUGCAGGAAAAUGAUUGGAUAAAAACAACAAUUAUAAAGUAUACAGAUGAGAAGUAUCACGUAAAACUGACGUGCGUCUCAAAUGUUAUUUGUGAAGCAAACAUUAUCCUUAUUGCUUACACAAUCCCAAUGAAGGCAUUAAAUGUCACGCAAAUUGGAAAUUUUAUCACAAAGCCGAAUUUUUACGAAACCCUCAAUGAUAAAGGAAUAUUUUACAAGAAAUUUUAUCAAAUAAUCACUCGUGCUUCUUCAAAUGAAAAGAUAUUUGUAGCAAAAUGUCGCUGUCAAAUCUUUCUUCUAAUGGAAGCGAUAAUACAAGCAGCAUGCUAUCUCGAUCUUUUAAAUCCAUACAACGUUUACGGUGAAAAAAAAUUCACUAUUGAAAAUUUAAACUUUCAUACGCUUUUAUCCGAAUCAAUGUGUGUGUGGAUAGAAAAUCGUGAAAUAAUUGCGUAUAACAGAAGCAAUAAUAAAAUGAUGAUAAGUGCAAGUUUGAAUUAUAAAAAAGUCAACGAGAAAUUGGGCAAAACGAAGUGUCAGAAAAAAAAGAAUCAAAUGAAACCGAAUCAAUUUAUCAAUUUCUCCUUUACCACUUACCAAAAAUGUGCAGAUAAAGUGCGACAAGCAGUUGAAGAUAUCCGUAAAGGUGAUAAUCCAAUUAGCAAUAAACAAUUAUCAGUAUCAUUCACAGAACUUGGUCUUGAUUCCUUAUCAAUCACUGAUCUUGCUAAUCGUCUAAAUACUAUUUAUUUUCCAAAUUUGCAAAUUGGUGCUGUUGAUCUUUUCAAUUAUCCAAAUAUUUUUUCGUUAACGGAUGCGAUCUAUAAUCAUAAAAUAUCAUCGAGGAUUAUUGAUAAUGAAGAGGAAAAGAUACGUCAAAUGAUUGAUAAACAUUCUGAUAUAAUCACUACGUUGGAUAAAUCCACUCGCAGAAGAUCUCAAAGUCAACAUGUGUAUUCGUCAUUGACGAUUGAUGAAAAUGAAAGUUGCGCAUAUACACAAACAUUCUUUAAGGUGCAGUCAAGAAAUGAUUGUACAACUCUUAUCAUUACUGACAAGCAAUUCAUAUCAGGAAAGAAAUUGAAUAAUCAAUUGGUAAUCAUUGUAAGUAACGAAAAGAAAAAAUGUAGAAGUACUGAGGAUGACAUUGGAAUACUAUAUUUAAAUACGAGGGAUCCUAGAAAUUUUAAGCGUCAUUUCUUAUCACAUUUCAAUGAUCAUAAAACAGCUAUAAUCAGAUUUGAAUUAAUCCACAAUUUUCCAUUACGAUACCUUGCAGAAGUUUUACUUCAUCUUACAGAAGUAAUCAUCCAAUCCAAGUCUACCUACAUAUUUUCUAGUAAGCCCGGAUGCGGAGGCGCUAAUGCAUUUGCAUUGGGAUUUGCUAAAAGUUUAUCAGCAGAAUUAUAUCCUAAAGUGCAAUAUGAAUGGAAUUUUAUUUUGCAAAAAGCUUCGAGUUUAACGAAAUAUAUGGAAGAGUUACCGAGGUCAUUGCAAACAGAUGAUGAUAAUUGUAAAGAAAGAUGGCUUAUUACUGGAGGCCUUGGUGGAAUUGGCUGGCAAAUGGCUAAAUUUAUCGCAUACAAUCGAAAAGUUUCCCAUCUUUUUUUGCUUGGCAGAAAACAACCAAAUAAAACACAAAUUGAAGAAAUGAACAAAAUGCGCGAUAGUGUAGGUAUUGACGUACGUGCAGUUUCCGUCGAUUUGAGAUCUAAAAUGCAAAUGAAAGAAUUCUUCGAAAAGUUACAAAUAUCCCUAACAAGUAUUAUCCACAGUGCAGGAUGUAUUCAUGAUGCAUUAGCUUCCAAGCAAAGCAUUUCAACUUUUCGACUUGUAACCGAAGCAAAAUGUGUGGGAUUAUUAAUUUUAGAAAAACUAUGUCGCUCACAUCCAAUCAAACAUUUUAUUGUUAACUCAUCCAUUUCUUCAAUAAUUGGUAACAUUGGCCAAUGUAACUAUUCAGCAGCUAAUGCUUUUAUUGACGAAAUUAUGACUGAACGACGAGCAAAAGGACUUCCGGCAACAACAAUUAAUUGGGGAAAUUGGCUGGAAAUUGGAAUGGCUGUUAAUGCUAACAAAAUUUUAAACAAAAUGGGAUUUAUCGGUUUAAAAACGCGAAAAGCGAUGAAUUAUUUACAAACUGCCAUUGAUUAUGUACCAGCAAGAAUGAUUAUCAUUGAGCUUAAUGUUCGGAAAAUUUUACAUUAUCGUCCUGAUUUAGCCCUUGUAUUUCCUAUAAAUGAAAAUAAUAUUUUAAAAAGCAGGAAGAAUGCUGAACAGGCUUUAAGUCAAAGUUUACAAUUGUAUGUGGAUCGGUCAACAAGUGUUGCACCGAAGCAAUGCAGUAAAAAUAUGAAACAAAAUGACGAAAUUUGUGAAAAUGACACCAGUCGAGUCAAAUCAAUAAUUGUCAAAAUCUUGGAGGAAAUAACCGAAGAAGCGGUAACUGACGAGGAUUACCAGAAGAGUUUUAUGAAUCUUGGCCUUGAUUCUCUCAAAAUAUAUCGAUUUGUAAGUGAGUUAACAAAAAGAAUUGAAAUAAAGCCUACCUUAAACGUAUUGGCAAUAUUUGAACAUCCAACAAUCGAUCAACUUUCUCGCUAUAUCCGAUCACUAUUCUGCCGUAUAAGAGAACGUUCGGAAGUGGUAACCAAUGGCGACAAUUUCCUAUCAAAGCAUAAGGAAAAUAUAGAAAAUAUAGCUAAAAAUUUUACAUUUUUUGUGUUCCAUUCAAAAAAUGAAAAAAAAUUGGAGAAAGAAAAAUUUCAUUUUUUCGAUUCAUUCGAACAGUCCCCCCAUCCCUCAGAAAUAUCGUCAGAUCGAUCAUUUGAAUACGAUCAGUCUAAUGGUUAUUGCCAUGUUGUUUGGGGUUCAAAAUACAAAAUAUUACGAAAUAGUUUGCUACACUUUGAAAUUAUUCCUAAUAUCAAGCAAUCCAAAAAGCCAGUCAUAUCAUUUAUGGUCAGUGGUCAAGGAAGCCAAAUAUGGAAUAUGGGUAGGCAGCUCAGUUGUAUUUUUCCAUUUUUCCGAAAAAAAUUUGAUGAAACAUUAGAUGUUGCAACGCGGUAUAUGCCCGAGAAAUGUGUACAUAUUCGGGAUGUAAUCUAUCAGUGGCGUUAUCGAGAGUUGUUGUAUAAAACAGAAUAUGCUCAACCAAUUAUUUACUGUUUUGCAUAUUCGCUUGCUAAAUUUUAUGAAUUUUGCGGUGUGCAGGCUAACUUCUUUGUUGGACAUAGUAUUGGAGAAGCUGUUGCUUGUACGUUAGCUGGUCGAAUAUCAUUCGAUGAUGGAUUGAGACUGGUUAUACGACGGGGAGAAAUUCUUGGAUUUACCAGAGGAAAAGGUAAAAUGAUUGCAGUAAGGGAAAAUGAUGCCAAAAAACUUCAACAAUAUAGUGGGAUGAGUCGAGCAGCUGAAAAUAGUCACAAGCAAAUUAUCUUAUCAGGUGAUAAUCGAUCAGCCAGAUUAUGCUUACAUUUUGCACGAUUAUAUCAAUGUCCGGUUACAGUAAUUGAUGAUUGCUAUCCAUUUCACAGUUCAGCAAUUAAUGACACACUAUUGGAUCAAUAUAGGAUGGAAUGCAGAAAAGUGAAACUUGAGAAAACGAAAGUACGAAAUGUUGUUAGCAAUUGUACCGGCAAAUUUAUGGAGCACAAGACGGAAUCGAUUGCUUCGAUCAAAUCUGCUGUGUUUUUCAAGAGAUGCGUAGAAACACUGAACGACAAUAAUACUAACAUAUGGCUUGAAAUAGGUAAUGGUGAAAUUUUGACAACAUUAGUGAAAAGUAUGCUGGGAUCUAAACCGGAUACGUUGAUAUGUUCCGGAAUUAAAAAUGAUAAGCAAGAAGUGGACUCAUUCAUGCACUCAUUAUGUCAACUUCAGCUUUUUGGAGUUAAGAUUAAAUGGGAACGAAUUUGCAAUAGAACAAAUGACAAUAAUGUUCAGAAAAUGAUGAAGUCAUGUAUGAAGAAGAGAAAAACCGAAAGGAGAAUGAUAAUUGGAAAAAAAAGCGAUAUGGAAAUGAUUGAGCAACAUCUCAUGCACGGUAAAAUAAUAUUACCUGCAGCAUUUAUUAUUGCUAAAUUUGUUGAAUUUACUAGAAAUUCAUUGAAAACGUGUAUUGGUGAAUCAAAAAAUCAAAAAUGCAAAACGAUUCUUUUUCAAUCAUUACGGUUGGAAAAACGAGUGAAUGAAAUUGAUCUAAACAAACUUGAAAUAAAAUUCGAUUCAUCUGAAUUGAUUUUGACGGAUAAUAUUAGCAAAUAUAGCACCUGCCGAUUAGGUAAUGAAGAGCGUAAAAAAAUUUUGGAACAAAUGAAACAAAUCAAUGCUUUAAAUACAUUACGAAUGAAGUACGAACAAUUAAAGAUAACAAUGGAUGAAUUACCUCAUCAAGCAUUUUAUGAAACAAUGAGAAGACGCGGUUUGCAGUACGGAUUAAAAUAUCAAAUAUUACGUGAAAUAUAUUAUAAAGAUUGUUAUAUUGGUGCAACACUGAUCAAUAUUAAUGGUCUAACACAACUUGUUGACGGAGCUCUUCAACUGCUUUCUGCGGCUCUUUUAACCAAGAGUAAAUUAUCAAUUUAUAUUCCAUUUUCAAUUGAUGAUAUUAUAAUAAAAUAUGAUGAAAAAACUGCUCACAAUUAUUUCCAUGCUUAUGGAAUUAUCUCGAAACGCAUUGAUAAUAUUAUCAAAGGAUCGGUUGUUAUUUAUGAAGAUAACAAUCAAGUCAUCGCUCUAAACAAUGCUAUAGCAAUUGAUGUGAGUUCUAACAAGUCCAGCAUAGCGAUCAAACAUCGCAAUCCAUCAGAUUCCCAAUAUUCAAGUAACAUUGAAACGAAGCAUUCUUCAAUCGAAGAUAAGAGUGACAAGAUGAAACAUGUCGAGAUCAAUUCAAAUAAUGCUGAUAAUUCUGAUAAUACAACUGGAAUCAAAAAGGAUAAAAAAUUAUCUGUUCGGAAUGAAACGUUACAAAUUGAAAUUGUUAGCUAUGCUGGCCAGUUUCCUGGUUCUGCAGUAGACUGUGCAUCGUUGUGGAAUAAUCUGAAAACAGGAACAAGUUCGCACAUUUCCGGUAAUAUUCAAAAACUUCAAACUGAUAUUACCAUGUUCAAUCCGGUGCACUUUGGUAUUACACCUAAAGAAGCUACUUAUAUCGAUCCUCAGCAAAGAAUUCUCUUGGAGAUGACACAAAAAACGAUCGAAAAUGCUGGAUUAGAAAGAUUGGAUAGUGAGACGGGGGUGUUUAUCGGUAUAAGCUCGAGUGAUUUUGCUCAAAAAGCGUAUGCAGAGAUUGAAGAUAUCUGCUCAUACCUGAGUACCGGUACAAAUCAAAGCGUUCUGGCUGGUCGUAUUGCUUAUUGGUUCAAUUUAAAAGGGCCUACGAUGGUGAUCGAUACAGCAUGUUCAUCAUUUUUUUCUGCUCUUGUUGUUGCUUGCGAUAACAUUAGAAUGGGUAAUUGUCGGGCAGCUCUCGUUGGAACUGUUAAUAUCAUCCUUAAUUUGAAACCCACUUCCGUACUGCAGAAGGCGCAAAUGCUGAGUAAAACAGGCUCUUGCAAGGUAUUCGACGUGGAUGCAGACGGAUAUGUUCGAUCAGAAGGAGCUGCUGUGAUAUUAAUUCGGGGAGUAAGUGAGAGAAACUACAAUUCAGGAAACGAAAUUUUAGCUCUCCAUCGAAAUGACAUGAUGUUUACAAUUGAAUCAUAUAGUAUGGGGCAUAAUGGACGAUCAAAUGGGCUUACGAUACCGAAUGGUAUAAGUGAGUACGAACUGAUUAAUACGGUUAAUACAAAACGUGUAAAUACGUCAACAAUAAGUUGGGUGGAAGCUCACGCAACAGGUACCCCUUUAGGUGAUCCAAUCGAGACGGAAGCUAUUGUCAGAGCUGUAGCAGAUUUAUCGAAUCGUCCGAUUUACAUCACUUCGGUAAAAAGUUCAAUUGGUCAUUGUGAGGCUGCAGGCGGUGCCGCAUCAUUGAUAAUGGCCCUUGAAGCAUAUCGUCACCAUUAUCUACCACCAAUCCAACAUUUCAAAUUGUUAAAUACGAAUAUCACGAACAAUGUUAUAUUGAACGUACCAGUAAUUGGCGAAGAAUUACCGGGUACUUUUGAUAUGCUCAUAAAUAGUUUCGGUUUCAGUGGUACCAAUGUAUCGGUAAUUCUCAGAGGAUGGAACAGAAGAGAGUUGGAAGAGAACGAGCAAACAAUAAAUCAUCUAGUAACGACGCAAAGGUUAUCAUCCGGUCAUUUUCCAUGCAUUCUUUUAUGUUCGGCAAAUGAUUCAGAAUCAUUCAAAUUAGAAUCUGAAAAAUUAGAGGAAUUUGUGAAAGAAACGAGCCAUAGUCUUGUAACAAUUUGCGCAUGCCUGCAAAAUUUGAGGAGUACUGGAAAACAUCGAACAGCAAUACCGAUUAAACGACACACACAAAAACGGAUAUCUUUCCGGACGACGAAUAAACAACAGAAAUGGAGUAAAAUUGUUUUGAGUUUGGGAAAAAGCCCAGAACCAUGUAUGAUCGCUGAAUUAUAUACAGUCUAUCCUUCUUUCCAGAAAAUUUUCAUAGAUCAUAUCAAAACAUAUAAAUGUGCAAAUAAUUUCACAUCAACCAAACGAAGUGGAAAAUUUGCAUUCGAAUAUGUUUCAAAACUUUCAUUGAUCACAUUUCUAAUCACCAUCGGAAUAAAUCCAUCAACAAUUAUUGCAUCGAGCAAAAUCGACCGAAUUGUUAUUGAAGUAUUAAGGGGAAAGUAUAAAAUGAAAUAUGCUUCAGAAGCAAUAAAUACUUCCGACAAAGGAAUGCCAUAUCAGCAUUAUAAUUUUGAAAUACGAAAAGAAAGAGUUUUCGAAGAUUUUGAUUGCAUUUUAAACAUGCAAACUUUACUAAUUGAGCAAUCUGGAAUGAUAUAUAGUGAUAAUUGGAAACGAUCAUUUACGAAUCAAUUCGUGGAUACAAUUUGCCAAUUAUAUGAGCAUUUUGUUGAUAUCAAUUGGCAGGUACUUAAUAAUCGAACGACUGAAACAUGCCUCAUACCAGAUUCUGAAUAUUGCAAAGAAAAAUAUUGGCCUUUUACUGAUCGUAAUGUACGAAGUAUCGAUUAUAGUAAUCAUUCGUAUGCCAAAGUUCCUUUUUCGAAUCUGCAACCUGAAAUAUCUCAAACAGCAGAAAAUCUAAAAGCAGAUUGCGCAGUUGACUCAUUGAACAAUAAUAAUGUUGACAGCACCGAAAUGGAUUCAGUCAACCAUCAUUACUUAUACAGACUGGUUCAAAAGAAAUGCACACUACCGAAACCUAGACGAAUUAUUCCAUUUAUUGCUAUCAAUCUUACCGAUCCAACAACAAUUAUAGCACAACAAGCUAUGUUUGUUGAUGAGAUAAACGAUGAUGAUGAUAUUUUUAGGAUCAAAAAGCAGCUUGAUCUAUAUAGAUGUACAAAAUUGGUAUUAGAAUGGAUAAUUGAUGAGGAAAAUUUAUUGGAAAAUACGAUAAGGCAAAGUAUUACAAAUAUGAAAUUAUGCUUAAUUGUCUUUGCUACUGUUAAUAUCAAAGGGAAACAGCGACUGUUUGCGCCAUUUUCUGCUUUACUGAAAACAUUAGCAAUGGAACAAACAAAUGUAAAUUUUAAAAGUAUUCAUACUGAUAUUAUCGAUCAACAACUUUUCGAUGAAAUUUCGGAUGAAAAUUUUCUCAAUGAAAUAAUCUGGUAUAAUAGCGGGAGUCGAUAUGUUGAAAGAUUGCAACAAGUGGAUGAUAACACAGGACUAGUUCUAGAACAAACAAGAAAUGCUGGUCGAAUAUUGAUAACAGGAAAUAUUCGAGGGAUAGCGAUAGAGUUGAUUAAAUUAUUGAAACCUGACUUGGCGGUCGUUGUAUCGAGAAGUAUGCCAAGCACCUGCAACACCGGUGAUAAUGGUUCUGUGAUCAGAACAAUACAGGCGGAUUGCACUAAUUACAAGCAAAUGAAUGAAAUUUUUGCAACAUUUGCACCAUUCGACAUUGUUUUCCAUUGUGCAGCAACGAUAAGUAAUGGUUUGAUGGAAAAUAUGAAUGUGAAAUUGUUUGAAAUGGUAUGUUAUCCAAAGGUUAUAGGUUUACACAACAUCAUCAGGCUUUCGGAAGUAUAUCCAAUCAGGAAGAUAGCAGCAUUCUCAUCAGCGGCAACAAUUUUUGGCUCUGCUGGACAAGCUAAUUAUGUUGUUGCUAACGAACUUAUGGAAUAUUUGAUGAGAAGAGAUAUGCCAGAUGGAUUGUUUAUUAGCUGGGGACCAUGGGAUGGACGAGGACUUCUGGCUGGCAAACAUAUGGCUGCUAUUCGGAAACAAAUCCAAAAUAGCAGUUGGAAGUUAAUGCAGGUAGAAAAGGUCGCUCAGUUAUGCUGCAAAUUACUUUCCAGUACAGGUCAUCAUAUAGUAAUGGAUGUUAAUUUUGAUGUGCUUCGAAAAAAGCGUCCAUAUCUAAGCAGUUUUCUAGAAUGUAUUCCAGAUAACAACAUCCAUAAAAAUGGCGAUUUGCAUUCAGAUUCUAAAUCAGAAAAGAAUUUUAAUGAAAUAAUCAAGAAUUGUAUUACGGAAGUAAGCGGUAUUACAGAUGUAAGACCUGAUGUAGGCUUCAUGUCAAUGGGAAUCGAUUCAUUGAUGAUCUCCGAAAUGAUAGCACUUCUUAAAGAACGGUUUAAUUUGAAUAUUCCUGUCGCUAUUUUUUAUGAGUACUCUACCGUGGAAACAUUAUCCCAAUAUUUGUCACAAAGUACUUCGAGCAGUUGUAAAUUAAAAAAUGAUAUGAAAGAGAAAGAUACAACUGAUGAGGUUGCAAUUAUUGGUUAUUCAGGAGCUUUUUCUGGAGCUUCUGAUGACGAAACAUUUUGGCAUUCUUUGUUAAAUGGCAAGGAAUUAAUUGAACAUCACAAAAAAACUACAACUGGUAAUUGUGAAAUUACAGAAGCAAUUGGUAUAGUACCAGAUAUCGACAAAUUUGAUUACCGAUUUUGGAAAAUGAGUCCUGACGAUGCAAGCUACAUUGAUCCACAAAUCCGGAAAUUUAUUGAGCAUGCAUAUGUUGCUCUUGAACGAUCAGGUCUUAUAAGACUCAAAAGUAAGCUAAGAAUAGCAGUUGUUGCCGGUGCUGAACCAUCGGAAUAUCGUCCAAAAUCACGUCGGAUCGGUGGUAUCGAAAAUUUAUACGAAAUGAAUCAGAAGGAUUUUGUGGCCGCAUGGACCAGCCAUUUGCUCGACCUUCAUGGUCCAUCAUUUGGAGUUUAUUCCGCCUGUUCCACAGCUCUUGUGGCUAUCAUACAAGCUCUUAAUUUGUUGCAUAAAAAUCAAUGUGAUGUUGCACUUGCGGGUGCUGUAUCUCUGGCUAUGCCUCGUACUGAUGAUAGCAGGAGCUUACAAGGAAUGGUACUGUCAACUGAUGGUCACUGCCGACCAUUUGAUUACAAAUCGAGCGGAACAGUUCGAGGUUCAGCAGUUGGUGUUGUUGUAUUAGGACGACUUAGCGAAGCUCGACAAACGAACACUCCAGUGAUAGCUAGAAUAGCUGGCUAUGGGAUUACUAAUGACGGCUUGUUAAAGUCUAGCUUUAUGGCACCGAAUAUCAACGGUCAGCUAAAUUGCAUGAAGGAAGCAAUUGAGAUGGCUGGUACAUCUGAUGUAGAUUACAUCGAAUGCCAUGGGACUGGAACAACAACAGGUGAUCUAAUCGAACUUACAGCAAUGUCCCGGUUGUAUCAUCGUGACACAUUAAUUGGUUCAGUAAAGGCUAAUAUCGGACAUGCUUUAGCUGGAGCUGGCAUUGGUGCCAUUAUUAAGUUAUGCAAAAUCGCUGAAAUGAAAAUUAUUCCGAAACAAAUUAAUUUCGAUAAAUUAAACGAAAAUCUGAAAGAUGUUAGUUUUAAAAUUACUCAAUGUAACAUCGGAUUUCAGAAGAAAAAAUUACGACUUGCUAUGAAUUCUUGUGGUAUUGGUGGAACUAAUGCACAUAUUAUCAUAGAAAAUGAUGAUCACAUAUCUUCCAUCAAUCAUUCAAAUAUUAAGCAAUGUUUUUAUGCUUUAACAAUAUCAGGUAGAACUGGAAACGCAUGUAUUCAUCUUUGUAAUCGUAUAGCUAAUUAUCUGACACCGGAAACGAAUUUAGCUCAAGUAGCAAGCACAUUACAAAACUAUCGUGAACAUUUCGAAUAUCGAAUUGGUAUAAAUGUGCAAUCAGCUGUGGAUGCUAUCAAUCAACUGAAAAACAUUGGUAAAAUGGAAAAGAUGAUCAAAUUGAAGCGAGAAAACAUUGCAUUCUAUUUUGCACCACAGGGAUUGGAAUAUUCUAAUAUGGGAUUAGAAGCAAUGGCUUACAAUGAAGUAUUUCGUGGAGUUAUGCAAAAAUGUUGUCAUAUUGCUAGUAAAUUAACUGGUAUCAAUUUCCAAACUAUUAUUCAUCCACAACAAAAAUUCAAUUCGCAAUAUGCGAUCAUCGAACAGCCGUAUUCACAGAUGGCAACAUUUAUUGUCUGUUUUGCUUUAGCCGAACAGUUACUAGCCUGGGGAAUUAAAGGAUGCAUAAUGAUGGGACAUAGUUUGGGUGAAUAUGUCGCAGCAGCUCAAGCUGACGUCUUUGAUGUGGAAACUGCAUUAAAAAUACUUUUCAAACGUGGGUGUUUAAUUGCGAAAACGGAAAAAGCGAAAAUGCUCGCUGUAAAACAUUCACAAUUUCCCUUCGAAUUACCAAUAAAAAGUACCGAUGAAAAAUCGCUGAAAAUUGCUGAAACUGUUGAAGUUUCUGCUAUUCUUCGUUCGGAUCUUAAAUGUUUGGUUGGAAACCCUGAAAGAAUUGACGAGUUAAAGAAAAAACUGGAAGAGGACGAGGUGCAUUGCAGGGAAUUGGAAACAAAUUAUGGUUUUCACAGUUCAUUCAUGGAUUCCAUACUUGAAGAAUUUGAACAAUUUUUAGAAAAUUUCACUUUUCGAGAGCCGACAACACAAAUUUUAUCAAAUAUUGAUGGCCAAGUUAUUAAGCAUUUUGAUAGUAAAUAUAUGGUGAAACAUAUGAGAAGCACAAUUCGAAUUGACAAAUGUAUCGAAAAUUUGGACAGUGAAAUUAAGAUAAUCAUAGAAAUUGGUCCAAAAGGAAUUCUCGAAAGUUUAUUGAAGGAUAAUCCGCGUGAAAUUGGAGUGAUUUCAACAUUACCAUCUAAAAAGCAAUAUGAAAAAGGUCAUGAUACAGGUGAUCUGAUUGGUGUCGCGACGAAAUUAUGGAUGAAAGGUUAUGAGCUAAAUUGGGAAAUGAUCUGUGGAAAUUAUGGUUUUGAUAAACUUCUGCCAAAUUAUCAGUUUGAAAAAGAUAUUUGCUGGGAAUAUCAAGAGAAGAAGUGGAACACAGAAAAAUCUGACGUGAAUCUGUAUGGACCAUGUUGGAUACCAUACAAAUUUACAAACCGAAGACGAUUUCCGAAAGGAGUCCUAUUGUUCUUACCGACGAUCCGCACAAAAGCAAUCUGUACACUUCUCACAGUGCUGCACAAUUUGUUCGUACCAGUUCAAUGUAUCUUCAGUGACUCUUUCUCAACUCGAAAUGUAAAUGUAAUAAAUGGCGACAUUUAUAUAAAUUCGAAUAAAGAAGAAUCAUACCAACAAUUAGCUAAUUUUCUCCGUGAUAGUAAUUUCUGCUAUGAUACAAUAAUUCAUGCAUGGAAUUUAUCGAUGAAUUAUGAAACUGAACAGAUCAAUGAUUCUUACUUACUUUCAAGUUUUUAUUCCAUAAAUUGGAUUCUAACGAAUCUUAUACAGAACAUAACUGAUAUAAGAUUUUUAGUAAGUAUUGAUUGGAAUGCAGAACCGGAGAUAUUCACAAUUCUCGGGCCGAUAAGAGAAUUAACAAUGACAAGGCAAUCAUCAAAAGCUGCUUGCAUUCUUUGCACCCCAAAAAUUAAUUUAUUUGAGGCAUUACAAUUAUUGGAAUCUUAUCAAGCUGAUUUUUCGUUGAUUCGAAAUACAAUAAAUGGAGAAUUUGAGUAUUUUUCCUAUCAAGUAAAGCAAAUUGAAAGCAGCAAUUAUAUUGCGAAAAAUUGGGAUCAAUCGAUUGAUAAGAAUGAAUGUGUUAUUCGAAACGCUGAUGUCAUUGUGAUUUUUGGAUUUGGUAGCAUUGGACAGUCUUUCAUCGAUGUUCUUUGUCAAAACUUCGACUUUUUAACGAUUUGUAUAGCUAGUCCGAAUGCUACGCAUCAUUUUCAGAAAUUGCAUACUAAAAUUAAUCAGUGGAAAAGUUCAAGAAAAUUUAGAACAUCGGGAAAAAUUAAUAUUACCAAUAAUCAGCAUACAAUUCUCGCAUACGACGUUGAUGUAAGGAAAAAAGAACAGGUACAACAUUUCCUAAGCCAAAUAAUGCUGCAGCAUGGACGAAUCAAUAUCAUAAUUCAUGCAGCAGCAGGAAAAAUUGAUAGUACUAAAUUUGAAAAGAAUUUCGAUCAAAUACAAUUUGUAUUGCAACCGAAGAUUCGAGGUGUCCGAAACAUAAUCAGUAUUUUAUGCGAGGAUGAUAUCAGCAUUCGAAGUUUAAUACUUAAUUCAAGCAUGAAUGCCUUAUUUGGAUUACCCGGCAAUAAUGAUUAUGCGGCAUCAAAUAUUUUUUUGGAUGCAUGUUGUAACAGAAAUUAUCGAAGCAUCCAAAAUAUCACAACUAUACAAUGGACCGGUUGGAGAGAUAGCAAUAUGCUUGAGUUUUAUGCUAAUAAGGAAAAUAAAAGUCAGAAUCCGGUAGCAAACUUUAUCAUCGAAUACUCAUUAUCAAUGAAUGAGGCUAAACGAAUGAUAUGGAAAUGUUUGCAUGAACAGGGAUUGAUUGCUGUAUCGUUUGUUAGGCCCAAUGAUAUUGUCCAUGAAAUUCGUAAAUUAAACUUUACGGUAAGUGAUAAAUUUGUCGCCAUUCCGGAACAAGAAAAAAGUAUUGGAAAGAAUGGUAACGAUUUAAGAAAUAUUAUCGCAAAGAUUUGGAUGAAUUAUUUGGGUGUUGAGCGAGUAACCAGUCAUGAUGACUUCUUUCAAUUAGGCGGACAUUCUUUAAACGGCAUGCAAAUUAUUUGGGAAAUUAAUCGUGUGUUGCAAACUGAUUGCAAAUUGGAUGAUCUGUUCCAAAAUUCACAAUUCGAAAACUUUUCGCAACUUUUACAAAAAACAGAUAUUAAUGAAAAAGAUCGAAAAUUUCCAUAUAAUUUGAAAAGUUACAAAAUUCUCGAUGACAUUGGUGAAUUGCGAAGGAUUCCAUUGAGUUAUCCACAAGAAAAUAUGUACAUUUUAAGACAAUUACAACAUCCAACUCUCUACAAUAUUUCCUUCUUAUUAAUAUUUCAAGGAUUAUUUUGCAUUAAAAGCUUACGAAAGGCACUACUAUUUCUUAUUGCACGGCAAACUUCUCUUCGAACCACAUUUUCGGUAUCAAAUAAUGGAUACUGUCAGGAAAUUCAAUCCCUUACCGAAUCCUACUAUCACAUAACUUGGCCUGUCGUGAAUGAAUUUGAACGUCGCAAGUUGAUAAAGAAUGAGAAAAAUCAUAUAAUGGAUUUGAGUAAGAUUCCAUUCAGAAUAUUAGCAAUGUGUAGUGAUGAGAGUGAAGGGAAGGGAAAUGAAUACAUACUACUGAUAAGCCAACAUCAUAUCAUUACUGAUGGCUGGUCGAUGACUAUUUUUGCCAAUGAAUUAGGACAGUUUUAUCGUUAUUGCGUAACAAAUCAACGUAUUCCGGAAACUCUUAAAAGAUUAUCGAGAAAUGUAACUCAUUUUGCAAUUUGGCAACGUAGCAACGAAUUUACUGCGAGAAUGCAAAAUGAUCUUCAACGAUUGUGUGCCAAACUUCAAGGACUUCAGGCAACACGGAUUGUUGCGCAGAAAACUGCAAUUAUGGCAUCGAAGUUAAUUAGCCAAAAGACAUUUGAGAUUCCACCAUCUCUUUGGGCGCAAAUCAUUCGAACAGCUAAACAAUAUCAACAAACAAUAUACACAGUAAUGCUUACUGCAUUCCUAUGUCUUGUUCGAAAAUUUUCGGAUGAUUACAGUAACAAUACAAUUGUGAUCGGUUGUCCGGUAUCCGGAAGAGUGGAUACAGAAGAAAUGAAAUCGGUAAUUGGAUAUUUUUUGAACAACAUAAUCCUUAUUGUUAGAGAUUUCAAAAUGAAUGCAACAAACAGUAUUCUUUUUGAGCAAGUUAAAGAAGCAAUUCAAGAAGCUCGCUCAUUCGAGCAUUUACCAUUUCACUUAUUGGUAGCUAAAUUGUCACAUCAUCGACGACACAUUCAACAACAUCCCAUUUUCGAUAUAUUUUUUAACUAUCGUCAUAAUCUUGACUUUCCGAAAAUCGAAAUUUCCGAUGUAAGAAGUACGAUAACACAACUUACCACCAAUGACGCAUUUGAUUUUGCAUGUACAAUUGAUGAAAUAGAGGAAGGCACACUGAUUACCAUUGAUUACAAUGUCAAUCAAUACUCGAUUCAGCUUAUUGAUGAAAUGAUUGCAGUUUAUUUUAAAUUACUAAAGUCUAUUAGUAGUAAUCAAUCUGAUAGCGGAAGAAAUGUGAUGAAUGAUUUAGAAUGUAAAACUUAUCAAGAUGUGUUAUCUGGAAGUGUCAUUGAUAUUAUUGAGCAACAAUCUGUGCUUACUGAUAAGCUUACUGCUUUUUGCUAUCCACAUCAAACAAUUACUUAUCGACAGAUGUAUGGUAUGAUUCAUAUGUUUUCCAAAAAAAUUAAACAAUUUUACUUGCAAAAUACUUGUGAAAGCAUUCGUGCUGAUACAAUAAUACCGAUAUGUGCCGAUUCAAAUGCAAUAAUAGUGCCGCUUCUAGCAGUGCAAUUAGCCGGUGCAGCAUAUGCACCUAUCGAUCCUGCAAAUUCGACAACAAUGAUCAUGCAAUUGGUGCAAGACAUCGGUGCAUCAAUUAUUAUUGUUCAGAGAAAUGAUUUGGGAUUAAAUAUUCCUGCUUUAUCGUUGAUUCAUUUUCUAUCAUUGGAUUGUCAUCAGCAAUCUUGCAUUUAUGAUAUAGAAGGAUGGCUAAUGGAUCAUUUAAAUGAAAAGUUCAAAAGAGCAAGUAGCAGAAAACGUUUGCAAAGCUGUGAUGCGUCAUACAUCAUUUUUACCAGUGGUUCUACCGGAAAACCAAAAGCUGUUUGUGUUACCAAUCAGAAUCUUCUCAGUUUUGUACUUACAUCAACUCAGCAAGCAACUUUUUAUCCCAAAUUUCGCAUCUAUCAUUCUGUCAAUACAAUUUUUGAUGUAAGUUGCGUGAAUAUUUUUACAACUUUUUCGAACGGCUGUUGUUUGAUUGCAUCGCAAAAUAUUUUGAAUGCAAUUGUUGAAAUUGUUCAGAGAAAUGUGAAGUUCGCUUUCCUACCAUCGGCUUUCUUUAAUAUGCUUGAUGAGGAUGAAAUUGUUCAACUUCAACAGUUGGAGAAGUUAUAUGUCGGUGGUGAAACACCAAAUAAUCAGCAACUUAAUCGAUGUAUGCAAAUGGGAAUUCGAAUUUGUCAAAUUUACGGUCCAACGGAAACUACUGUUUGGUCAUUAUCGAACAAUUGCUCGAUAUUAGAAUAUGAAUGUGGUCGAGUAAUCGGAUCACCGAUCAAUAACGAGACUGCAUACCUUUUAGAUUCAGCAAACAAUAUAACAUGUAAUGGUGGUAAAGGUGAAUUAGUGAUAUGUGGAGAAGGCGUUUCACGCGGAUAUUUAAAUCAAAAAGCAAAUGUUUUCACGUUCAAUAAAUUUCAUACUAAAGAAGAUGAAAUUUUAAAUCGUAACAUGUUUUGCUAUUUUACCGGUGAUUUUGCAAUGAAACUCGGUGAAAAGUAUCAUUUCUUAGGACGAAAAGAUAAGCAACUUAAGAUAUGUGGUUAUCGUGUGGAACCCGGGGAAAUCGAAACUGCAAUAAAACGAUGGGAUUCGUCAAUUCGAAACGUUGCUGUUUUAAAAAAUGAUCAGUUAGACAGUUUAUUCUUAUUUAUUGAAAAAGAUAUCGACAGUCGAUACAGAGAAAGAUUACGAGAACAUCUGAAACAGCAUUUGCUUCAUUUCAUGAUACCCAAGAAGAUCAUUAUGCUGCAACGAAUGCCAUUAAAUAAGAAUGGAAAAAUUGAUAUUAAUAAAUUGAACGAAAUGAUGGAAAAUAGUUAUUCGGCUGAGAAUGAUAGUACGAUUUCUAAACUUUGUCAAUUUGAUAAAAUAUUUUCCGAACAAGUACGAGAAAUUUGGUGUCAACUACUUGGAAUAUCUAAUCCCAAACUUGAAGAUGAUUUCUUCGUAAUCGGUGGACACUCGCUUCUAUUAGUACUUCUUCGACAAAAACUUCGUGAUAAAUUCAAAUUUGAUCUUAACUUCGAACAUUUCUAUCGUCAGCCAACAUUAGCAGCGCUAAUUGAUAGCAUACAUACAAAUAUGAAUGUAUACAACGGAGUAACGGAUGAGAAAAAAAUUUCAAACUAUCAUGUUUGUCGAGAUCAAAUGAGUUUAUACUCUUCACUUCCAACAUAUUCUAUUCCAAUAAUUGAAUCGGUAAGAUUUGUAAAUCUUCGGGAAACGACAUCAGCUAUCGGUAAUCUUUAUAUGGUACAUGCUAUCGCUGGUACAAUAUAUCCAUACUUUGGACUGCUAUCAACUAUACCACAAUGCUUGAAUAUUUAUGCUAUUGAAUAUGAAUUUCAUUAUCCAUCGAAUAGCUUAAUGGAGCUUGCAUCUUUCUACUCCAAACAAAUUAUCAAACAUAGCCAAAUGAAAGCAAUACAUUUAAUGGGACAUUCGUUAGGUGGUAUUUUGGCACGUGAAAUAGCACAAUUACUUAAUGACAAUCGCGAUAAUGAAGUAACAUUUGUUAUAAUGCUUGAUUCAUGGUAUAUUGGUAUUGAUAAUUUACAUGUGAACAAUGUCAAAUGUUAUCUGCAGGAAAAAUUAGAAGGUUUACCGGGUAAAGAGGAAUAUAUCAAGAAAUCAGCAAAAUUAACUGCAAUCCUGCAAAAUCAUCAAUUUUCGAUCAAUUCUAUCAAAAUUUAUCUCUUGAAAGCAAAGAAUCAUGGAAAUUCUCCUCUCAGAGCAGAUCUAAGAGGAUCAAAUCCCGAACAGCAAACGCGAUCGUUGAUUUCAAAUGGUUGGCAGAAGAUUUCUGCGAAGAAUGUGGAUAUAUUUCUGGCUGAUGGCGAUCAUGAUUCUAUGUUACAUCAACAUAAUAUAAUCUUUCUGAGCAAUAUUUUCGCUUACAUUUAUGGUAAGAACGGAGUGAUGGUUGAACAGGCUUGA
Molecule: messenger RNA, 21495 nt
Organism: Acanthocheilonema viteae
Lineage: Eukaryota; Metazoa; Nematoda; Chromadorea; Rhabditida; Onchocercidae
Source: the annotation of a GenBank genome assembly